AGAAAAAAAAGUGUCUUGAUACAGCCCAGACUCUGAGAAGACCUCUCCACUGCUGCCUGUGCCACAUCAGUCUACUGCCUGCCUGCUGACAAUGGCCGGAUACAGGUAUCCCCUGCUUGGAGGACUGCUCCUCAUCACUUUGGGGGUUGUGCACUGCUCCCCCAGAUGCCUCCCUGGAGACCGAGCCCUGGGCAGAUGUAUGGAUCCCGCUUCAGAGAAAGGAACCUGCAGUGAUAAUUUCCUGGGAUAUUGUGAUGACUUACCCUACAGCAAAACAAUGUUUCCAAAUUUAUUAGACCACCGAUCAAGAGGAGACGUGGAGUUUAGUGCUGAGUACAUUCUGUUAAGUGUCAUUGACAACUUGCUUCAAGGAGAAUGCAACCCUGACCUCAGACUUGUGGGAUGUGCCGUUCUUGCUCCAAAAUGUGUGAAGAAUAAGAUUGUGAAACCUUGUCGAUCAGUCUGCGAAACCUUGAAAAAAAAUUGCCUGCCUGCCUUUGAUGGUAUUGACAUGGCUUGGCCCUAUUUUUUGGACUGUGAUCGAUUUUUUGUUGGGGAAGAAGAAGGCUGCCAUGAUCCACUUGAAAAGCUAAGAGUUAACGUAGAGGUCACUCCCGAAGAUCUCGCUCCUCCUCAGUUGCCGUCUACCUUCAUACACUUCAAUCACCACAGCUACACACAGAUGGUCACUAUUCUGAAAAAGACUGCUGCCAAGUGUUCCAGCAUAGCCAAGACAUACAGCAUCGGCAGGAGCUUUGAAGGAAAAGACCUUCUUGUUAUCGAGUUUUCCAACAAUCCGGGAAAACAUGAGUUACUUGAGCCAGAAUUUAGAUACAUUGGAAACAUGCACGGCAAUGAAGUGGUUGGACGAGAGUUACUGAUUUAUUUGGCGCAGUAUUUGUGCUCAGAAUAUCUUCUUGGAAAUCCCAGAAUCCAGACAUUGAUCAACACCACCAGGAUCCACCUUCUGCCUUCUAUGAACCCAGAUGGCUAUGAGCUGGCAUCAGAGGAGGGUGCCGGCUACAAUGGAUGGACAAAUGGACGAAUGACAGCUCAGAACAUUGAUCUCAAUAGGAAUUUCCCUGAUUUGACAUCAGAAGUGCAUAAGAUUAUGAAAGUGCGCUCAGCAAGGGUCGAUCACAUGCCAAUUCCUGAGUCGUUUUGGUGGGGUAAGGUGGCUCCAGAGACAAAGGCGGUCAUGAAGUGGAUGAGGAAUAUCCCAUUCGUGAUGUCGGGGAGUCUUCAUGGAGGUGACUUAGUGGUCAGUUAUCCUUAUGACUUCUCUAAGCACCCCUUAGAAGAAAAAAUGUAUUCUCCCACUCCAGAUGACAAGGUAUUUAAGAUGCUUGCAAAAACCUACGUUGCUUCACAUCCCAAAAUGUCAGAUCAGUCAACAGAAAGAUGUGGUGGAAAUUUUGUCAACAAAGGAUCCAUAAUAAAUGGUGCAGAGUGGUACAGCUUCAGUGGAGGAAUGUCAGACUUCAGUUAUCUCCACACAAAUUGUUUUGAACUGACCCUGGAGCUGGGAUGUGAGAAGUUCCCAACCGAGGAGGAACUGUAUCCUGCCUGGCAAGACAAUAAAGAAUCUCUGCUGAGCCUAAUUGAAAUGGUGCAUCGUGGUAUUAAAGGAGUAGUCAAGGACGAACAUGGGAAUCCAAUUAAGAAUGCUCGCAUUUCAGUAAAAGGCGUUCGCCACGAUAUAACCACAGCUGAAAAUGGAGAUUACUGGCGACUCUUGAUUCCAGGUAUCUAUGUGGUCUCCGCAGAAGCCUUCGGCUACUCUAAGGUCUCCAAGAAGAUCACUCUUCCAGCUAGACUGACUAGACCUGGACGCGUUGACUUUGUUUUGACCCGCGUUGAGGUAAAACCUCGCAAAUACAAUAAACUUAUUCCAGAAGAUAUCUAUGAUCGAUUGGACCCACUCGACUCUUAUGAUCCUCAUGCUCGACAGGGACAAAGGGAACCAGGCGAGGGAGGUCAAGAGUCCCAAGAUGGAGAAAAGCCUUGGUGGUGGUCAUAUUUUAGCAUGUUAGGCCAUAACAGACCAGCAUGGCUACUAAAAAACAAUUAAUCAUUACUUGGGGCAACAAUUUUCAUAUUUUUUAAUUUUUUAAUGUUUUUAUUUUACAAUGGUAGAUACAUUUGUGGCCAACCUUAACUACUUUGAAGAUUUCAUUAUUAAUAUUACCGUUCGUAUGGCUGUUAUGUUAGUUUGUUCUUUAUCGCCAUUUGCAUUUUUCUUUGUAUUUUUCUUGAUGUUUUAGAACAUUCCUGUAUAAAAUGUGUAUAUUUUUUAUAACAUUGAUGCAGUGUAAGAAUAGUGUCCAAACUGUAGAAAUAAACUAAAUGUAAUAUUAAUAAACUGGUCUUCAGUUG
Molecule: messenger RNA, 2376 nt
Organism: Hyla sarda
Lineage: Eukaryota; Metazoa; Chordata; Amphibia; Anura; Hylidae
Gene: CPZ
Product: carboxypeptidase Z
Exons: 11
Coding region: 92-2071 (659 amino acids)
Biological process (GO): proteolysis
Molecular function (GO): metallocarboxypeptidase activity; protein binding; zinc ion binding
Source: RefSeq, a predicted model, not a curated record